Chaetomium globosum CBS 148.51 is the source of this 2274-nucleotide messenger RNA. RefSeq lists its product as uncharacterized. NCBI's taxonomy places the organism in Eukaryota, Fungi, Ascomycota, Sordariomycetes, Sordariales, Chaetomiaceae. The transcript is spliced from 4 exons. Gene Ontology annotation, biological process: transcription initiation at RNA polymerase III promoter. The record is from RefSeq and is a predicted model, not a curated record. The coding region runs from base 1 to 2274 and encodes 757 amino acids. Gene Ontology annotation, cellular component: transcription factor TFIIIC complex.
AUGGCGUCCUCUCUUCAUUUUGAGGAUGGCGAGACUGCACCGACAUACACCAUCCCUUCAAGGCGGCUGGGCGCACUUGAGCAUCCAAUGAUCAUCAAAAACCUCGAUAAGGGAAUCAACACAUUUGGCCAAAAUAAUGCGUUCCAAGCCAUUCUCGAUUCGGCCAGCCCCCAGAUCUCGGUUCCGCUAUACCUUCGCUAUGACAACCCAACAGCGAGACCACUAACAUCGCACAAUGCCUUGACACACAAUGUUGUCUUGAAGGUUACGGUCCCGAAGCGUACCGGAAGGAAACGCAAGCGGGGUACCGACGGCCCCUGGGAAGGGGAAGUUGAACAACCCGCUCAUGGCGGGAGCUCAGUCGUCUCUCCUGAGGUCCUCUCGAGGGAUAGGCUCGACACACCACAAGUUAUCCGGCGCAAACUCCAGGACAAUGUUGGGAAGUACGUGGUCGAACCGGUCGGUGUCAUAAAUAACACCCACCGGUACAGAGGCCUCGCCGAUUUCCAGUUCGCUCUUGGAGAGUCCAGCUUCAUGAAUAAAUUCGUCGACAAGGUGCUUCCCGGUGAUGUUGCGAAGUUAAAAGAAUUCUCACUUCAACCAGGCAUCGAAUCGGGUUCCAAUAUCGACCUUAUCCCACCUCCUUAUUUCACCCCCAUCACGCUCCCGUUUGGUUACAACUACGCACAAAACCCCCAUACCAAAGAGGUCAGCCCCAACCACUCCGAUGCCUCCGGCAACUUAUCCGAGGACCAAGAGUACGAGCGGGUUGUCAACAUCACCUCCCGUGUGCCCGCCGCUGGCUAUUUUAUCGCACACGACGAAUACCCCGUUCCGACCGCCCCCCGUCGCCAGCCCGACAUGUCGGACCCGCAGGUGGCCGCUAUCAUCACCGAGAUGCGCCAGGCCAUGGACGAGCGCCCGAUCUGGACGCGCCGCAGCAUGUGGAACCGACUGGGGGCCAAGUUUGCCGAGCUGCCCAAGAACGGCGGUCUCGUGCGCCACUGCCUGCAGUAUGCCGGCUACCAGUUCAAGGGCGGGCCGUGGCGCGACGCCCUCGUCCGGUACGGUCUCGACCCUCGUGCAGACCCCCAGUACCGCAUCUACCAGACCCUCAUCUUCAAGCUGCACAAGACCCGCAUCGGGUCGGUCGGCCGCUCGUGGCAGGCUGUGCGCCGCAAGGAGCUCGGCGUGUCCAACUUUGGCAAGGCCUGGCAGGACCUCGGCGUCGGCGACGAGGCCAUGCUUAACACGCACGUCUUUAACGGGGAGUCGUUCAGCACCGACGGCAAGGUCUGGCAGGUCUGCGAUAUCACCGACCCACUCCUGUCAAGGCUGUUUGCCGACGCCGAGCAGCGCACCGAGUGCGACGUGGAGAUCAGCGGCUUCUACCACCGCGUGCUGUGGUCGGUGGCCAAGGCGAUCAUGAAGUGCAAGAUGGUCGCCAUCCGGUUCAACCGCACGCUGACGGACGACGACUUUGGCGCCGCGCUCGAGGUCGUCCGGGGCGUGCCGCACGACGGCGGCGACGGCGCCGGGCCAGGUAAUAGCAUUGGCAUCAGCCUGCCGGACCUGCAGCUGACGGCGGCCGAGUACGACCAGCUCCGCGGCGGCAAGUAUCGCCCGCGCCCCGGCAUCAAGUCCUCCGGGCGCGAGGUCGUCGAGGGCGUCACGCGGCGGCGCAGGACGCAUUACCGCGUGCGCAUCCCGUUGAAGGAGGCCGAGGAACGCGAGGCUCUCAAGAUGAUUAAGCUGCUCACGCAGAAUGUGCCGGACAACAAGGCCACCGAGGAGCCCGCUGACGGGGCUGCGGCUCUGAACCCUUCUGAUGGCGUAGGGAUUGCGGCAAAACGCGCCAGCGUCAGAGAAAAUGAGGCGGAGGAAGAAGAAGAUGAGAGAGACGAAGAGCGGGGAGAGGGACGCAUGUUUCAAGAAAUCUUGGAAGACAUGGAUGAAGAAGGCACCGAGGAAGAAGAUGGGAGUGAGGGGGAGGAGGAGGAGAGUGACGAAGAAGAAGCAACGCCUAGAAAGAAGCGGCCGUUCCAGGAGCGUGCGCUGGAAGAGGAGCUGGAGCAGGAGCAGUACGAGGAAGGAGGGUACUCGGACGAAGACGACCAGGAGGAUAUGGAGGACGAAGAGGAAGAGGAGGAGGAGGAAGACGAAUAUGGUGGUGGCGAGGACGGCGAGGAGGGCUAUGGUGAUGAGGAAGAGGAAUUCUAUGAUGAAGAGGGUGAGGGUUUCCCCCAGGCUUGGGAGGAUGGAGGGGGGUUCUAG